Molecule: messenger RNA, 2745 nt
Organism: Leptosia nina
Lineage: Eukaryota; Metazoa; Arthropoda; Insecta; Lepidoptera; Pieridae
Source: the annotation of a GenBank genome assembly
AUGAAUAAUCCAACCAAGACAUCGUCGUUAUCUAGCGACUUGAAUAAUUUCAUAUAUGGAGUAUCAAGGCGAAAUUUUCAAAAUGCUGCCGAACUGACCAAAAUUGGGAUAUCUUUAUUAAAAACUUUUCCAGCUGCAAGAGAUGCUGUUUUGGAGUAUUUUGCUAUGGUCUUUCAUGAUUCUGUUAAUGUAGCAAUAAAUCCUGCAGACUAUGAGGUAGAUCCGAACUCUAAUGCUUCUCUGGAAGCUGUAAGUAUGAUCGGUCCAGAACUUUGUGGCUUAGGGGAAUCUUGGGCACCGUUUAUAGCACCAUGGUGCAUAAAAUUGAUAAUGGAUAUUGCUACAGACAAAGCUAAUUUGCCAAAUGCAACUCUACAAAGUAUAGAUCCAGUGAGAGUGCUACUUGACAUAACAACACAAAAUUUAAUGCUCCUUAACUCAGAUGAAAGAGCAAAAUGUAUUGAUAUGAUGUUGGGUUGUCGAGCAUGCUCAUGGGCAGUGGGUUGGGUUGGCCGGGCAGAGCCAGAACUGGUUGCACCAAGGGCAUUAGCUUUAGGGGCUGAUGCUGCACGCGCAGUGUUAGCUCAUUUAGCCAAUCAUCCUCCAGCUUUACUCCAUGUCAGGGCGGCCCUAGUAGAUCUAUUUCAGGAUGCAAUUAAGGAAGACCCAAAGUCGGAUAAAAAACGAGAUGUUAUCCCAUAUUUAUUGAAUCUUGCGUCCAAAUCUGAUAUAGUUUUAAAAGCUUUAAUCCAAGAUAUAGAAAACACAUUGACAGACACAGUUAUGGAUCGUCUAAGUGCUAUAUGUGCUAUGCAUAGACAUAGUGGAUCUUGGGAGGGAGUUGGACCAGCCUCAUUGGUCACUCUUCUUCUUCGAUCUGAUGUACACUGUUUUCUAUUACUCCUGAAACAUGCCCAGAAGAAUGUCUUCUGUCGCCAGUUGCUCGAGUAUUUGUUGCAAAAGCUCGAGAAUGAAGUAAUGUAUCCAGACAGAACAGUCCCACUGCUGAUUAGUGCAGGAGAAGAAAUUAAUAUUGUUAGAGAGAAACUGCUGGUUGGAAAUCAGUUAGAACAGUAUUCUAUAGCCAGAAUAUUAAUAUUAGUAUGUUAUAACCAACCAUCAGAGUUCAUAAGUACGAUAGCAUAUCUGCUUCAAUAUUCUCGUACGGACACGACCCUAGCACUGCUCGUACGCAUUAUAUCUGGAACUAUAACGAUGCACACACCAAACGACUCAGCCGAUAUUAAUAUGGACACAGAGAGAUACCAGAAUUUUAUAAAAACUGGUGUUGAGUAUGCAUUAAGAGAUUCCAUGCUGGCAGACGAGCAAAUAAAGAAGUAUUUUAUCGUGGAUGAGUUGGCCGGCGACCAGAAAACCUAUAUGCAUUAUUAUAGUUUGAAUGUUAUUAAACUCCUGAGGUGGGAGAAUUCGAACCGCGUAUCAGCUUUGCGUACGCGAAGUAUUUGCCGAGCGGUGGAAGCGAACUUGUACCGUAUUGGUGGGGCGCUACAGCGUUACGCGAGUUUGCUGCAGCCACGCGCGUCUUCUACCAUGGCUGUGCUACCAGAAAUGCCCACUUGCCAUGCUCUUGCGCAGAUCCUUGACAGAGUGGAUAUGUCUGGGACUAAAUCCCCGCCACCAAGUGUUGAAGUCAUCCUUAAAGUAGUGCAAGCCGUUGUUAAAUAUUUCUUCAGGUGUCUACACGAGGAAGAUAUAUUUGAAAAAAUAUGCGGCGUCCAAACGGCCAGCAGGCUUCUUCGUAAAUUGUGCCUUCACAGCAAGUUGGCCCGGGCCGUGGCUCUCCGGGACUUGCUUGAAACGGCCAUGUUUAGAGAGGACAAGAUCUUCGGAAGCAAAGCAGUCAUACCAAACCUGUUAGCGACUCCUAAGGAAUGGAGUAACGAUGACCUGCUCAUGUAUAUGAAUCAAAAACAUGGUCCCAUAACUCAGCUUACCCAAAGCCAUACGUCGGUCUUCCACGCUGGCAUAAUCGGUACUGGGGUGAGGAAACAAAGCGGACAAGAUCUCGACGGUAUACCCCCGAUACUUACCACAAACAACGAACUCCUUAUGGGCGCACUUAUGUCUUGUAUGGAUGGAAACAGCGGAGUUGUUGAGGGGGCAACAUCGGUGUCCCUUCUACUCGUCGAGUUGGUAUCACCUGAUGUCAUGUACAAUGGUCUACCAUGGCCUGAUGAGGAUUUUACAAAGCAAGUCAGUAUUGAACGCGAGCUAUAUAUGCGUGGCGCGGUGGAGCGUUGUGCUGUGGCUCGGGCUGCUCUAAGACGUGUUGCGCUAGCCAGGCCUGCUCUGUGCCUCUCCUCGGCGUUGCUGCGCGCUUCUGCUGCGACACUCCUUCAUAGACUAAGGGCACAUCUAGAUCGUCAUACGCAAUCCCCGGAACUAUCCCGCGAAUUGUCAGCCCUAACAGAGUUACUAAGUACAAUGACGUUAGGACAACUAUUACCUCACCCGCUGAGCCAUAUGCUGGAAUUAGCGCCGGAACUGACUGCUAGUGAGUUGGUGCAAGUAUUGCGAGAUUGUUUAUGGAACUACACGCGGGAUCAUGUGCCGUCCCCUGCAUUGUUCACAUGUGAUUCCACAGGUCUCCAUUGGCGUGACCCAUCUACAUGCAAGCCACCUACGGUCUAUACAGACACUCUUCGGAUUAUUUUGCAAAAGAAAAUAGCAACACUGGGCCACAUGUAUCCUAUAAUGUUUUUAAAUCUCGAAAAGGACUCAUAG